CCAGAGCCAAUUAUAUUUCCCUGUAGUGGACGGUAAUACAAUAUACCUGAGUUUUUUUGUGCAUCUCGCUUCCGCUUGGAGUCUCAAGAGAUUAUUUUGCACAUUAAAGGACAGCCCUGUCGGUAACGACGGGUUUCGGUUGAUGUACAAGUGUUGUACAACGGAACACAAUGGUCUCCACUGAUUCGACGUUAUGGAAAAAAUAUCGAGCACUAGGACGCCUACAAGUGCACAGAAUGCAAGCGAUUUUGGCACAAGAAAACAGCCUGGUUUAGAGCCACCGAGUCGUAUUUCAAACGAAGCGGAGCGCAGUAAGUCGGAAUUACAAUGUAUUUCGAGUAAAUCAGACAAGACAGCCGACACGAACACCCAAGCAAAUCAACAAAGGAAUUUUGCGGAUUUGAUGAAAUUUAGAGCCGUGUUUGCCCCAGUUCCGUCGCAGUAUUUCGAUCAGUUUUCAGGUAUUUCGAUGCAACAUCCGUUAUAUGGAGGGGCGAUGUUCCCUCCCAUCGCUUUACCACCAGAAGCACAAUUCUAUUAUCCCUAUGUGUACCCGCCUCAUCAUUUAGCCCUUGGAAAUCCACAUAUGUAUCCCGAGGCGAUAACUGCUCAAGGAAAAAGAGAGCGGACUGGUGUCGACACCGCUCGCAAGGAGUAUAGGGAUGCGGAAUCCGAAAAUCGCGACCGAAAUGAAAGUUCAUCAAAGAAGGAUGGUAGUCCAAAAACAUGGCGAACAGAACCGGACGCCGUGCGUAAAGAGAGUGUUAUAAAAAGUGUUGUGAAAGAAACUUACGAGAAUGCAAAACCCUCGAACGAAGGGAGGGCAAACAGGGACACAAGGGACACACGAACUAAUGUUGAACCAAGGUCAGUUAAACUGGACUACCAAAUAAAGGACGAAGAAACGUUUGCUAGAGCUGAAGGAAAAUCUCCCCCGGUUUUUUCACGUGGUCACGACGUGACUAGUCGUGCUUCUGACCCUCAAUACUUUGUUACAUCCUCGUCAUUGCGUGGUAAAGGUGUUGAUAACCCACAUUAUACCAACGGUAUACCCAGUUACCCCAAUUUAUCAUCUCGACGAGUUGAUGAUCCCACGAGUUCCCACCGUAAAGAUUUGAGAGUGCAUGAUAUUGAGAAGCGUGGAUAUUUGGAUACGCCUAAGGAUCAUGGUCGGAUAAUUAUGGAUAAAGGCAGGAUAAAUGGGGUCAAAGAUUCGCCGGAAAAAGCGAGAGAUGUUGGGGAUAGUAAAUCAAGGGAUGCGAAUGAUCACGAGGAUCCUUAUAUGAAGUACUUAAAACGAGGUGAUAGGUUUUAUGAGGAAAAGGGUGACAGACGAAGAUACAGCGAAGAGUUGCUUUACCGGCAAAGAAUGAGGAAUGAGGAGGCGUUAAAACGUCACAUACGAAGGGAGGAGAUGGAAAGAGACCGCUCCUCCCCUACUGCGGGCUCGGUACACGAGUCUCCCGAAAGGCUAAAGUCCAAUUUCCCGGUCUCGACGGCACACAGCGUCGAGACGAUCAUGAAUGGUCGGGCAAACACAAGUCCUGGCAGGUCACGAGAAGAAGUGAGAUCAAGGCACGAGUGGGACACGAGGAGGAACCCCACUGCUGGCGAUCAUCGCGUUGUGGAAAUACCCGAACCAAAACUGAUCGAAAGUGCGAGCGAUAUGUCACGUGAACAGAGGAUGAUGCCACGUGGACAACAGUCACGUGACGACGAUUCACGAGGACAACGAUCGCGCGAAGAUCACGAGAAUAACGUAAUGCGCGAACAACGUUUACGUAAGGACGACGGAGCACGUGCACCACAAUUGCGGGAAAGUGGGCCACGUGGACAACGAUCGCGUGAGGCUGACGAACGACCACGUGUUCAGAAUUUACUUUCACGUGAUCCAGAACCUCGUUCACGAGAUCAAAGUUUCGAAAAAGAUGAUGCCAGAAUGGCGGAAAUAGAGCGGCUACGAUACGAGGCUGGAAACGAACACAUGCGAACAGCCAGGCCGCCGUUUUUUGAUCCUCGGGUCAUGAAUCCCGGAAUGAUGGAUCACCGGGGAAUUGAUUCUAGGCUGUACGCCUCAAAUAACGAUCCCCGAUAUUCGGGUUUUGACCCCAGGAAGUACGAAUCGCCUACCCGAGAGGGAACGGAUAUCAAAACAAAACGAACUUCGGAUGAGCAAAAUGACGAGAAACGCCACUCAGAAGAACGGGCUGCUCGUCGGAAUGAUGAUCGAGUAUUGUCGGAACAUAUUCGGUCGUUGCAAAACAAUGACGGACGGCCACGAAGCGCACCACAGUGUAGUACUCGGAGCAUGUCGCCUCGUGUGAAUGGUAAUACGGGGAAACAAGGUCGAACUGAAAGAGAAACGAAAUCUCGGGGGGUUGAUGGUUCUUCGGACGCAAAUGAGACGAAGAAAAACGACACGGGCGAUAAUCCAAAUGGAAACUGGGUGACGUCAAAACGCUCCCCGUACAAGGAUGAGCCUGCUGAUGACGUUAUCGUCUCCCAGGGCAACGAAUCCAGUCGCGCGUCCUUUGCCCCAAGGCCUGGGCCUGAGCCAUCAGCGAGUAAUCCAAUGAGAACGGGAGUUGGUAACCUCGUUAUGCCCUCGCCUGCAACAGGGUACCCUAACAUGCCUAUGUUUAAUUCAGACGCGUACUUUCAACAGUUGCUUCUGGCCCAAAACGAGGGGAGGGUACCACCAUUUCUGUACUCCCUACCCAAUGGUGUGUUCCCCCACGCCAUACCGGACCCUAACCACGCUGCGAUGCUCUCCAGCGAGUAUAUGAUGAAGGCUUGGAAUGAAAUUUUACGAGAUCCAACGUUGCAAUAUCAGCUUUUCAACCAAAGGCUAGCGCAGGAGAAGGCCUUGCUUGCUGGGAAAGAUUUCAUGAGCUAUCCACCGCAGUUGAUGACCCCUGAACGACAGAGAGAACUUCUCAAAAACUUUCCUCCCGAGCAAUUGCUUGAGCUUCAAAAGCGACAACAAAGCCAACAACAACAACAGAAACAGCAGCAGGAGAAAAUGGAGUCACGACGGACGAACGAAGGAGAACCAGAGCAAAAAGCGAAGUCCGAGGAAACCGAAGCAAAGCAGUUGCAGGAGAAACGUGAACAAGAGAACGAUGCUAAACGAAGAAGGGACGAGGAAGAGAAACAAGCGAAGUCCGUUUUGUUUUUGAAGCAGUUUCAAGAACAACAAAGACAACAACAACAACAGCAGCAGCAGCAACUCCGCCGAGUUAACGAGCAACAAAUACCGAAGACUGUGAAACCCGAAGCGCCAAAGCAAACGCAGAAUGAAGAACCGAAGAUCGAGCCUUUCGUUCAACAGCAAAACCAGAUGCUGGCGCAACCGACGUUGAAGCCGUGGAAACAACAGGAACACGAUAUGCUACAGAAACAAGAACAGCAAAGGCAAGACGCUCAGUUCGCGGCACCAACGUCCAUGCAACAACAGAAAGAAAAUUUCCUGAAACAGUUGCAACAGCGUAAGUCACAACAGAAAGACGACGAGGAACGCUCGCUGUGGCAGAAAAGACAAAGCGAAAUGCAAAUGAAGUUUAUGGAGCAACAACAACAACAACAACACCAGCGUAAUUUGAUACAACAAUUGCAACAGUUACAACAUUUUAAGCAACAACAGCAACAACAACAGCAACAACAACAACAACAACAGCAAAAAACAACCAACAAAACACAACAACAACAGCAGCAACAACAACAACAACAACAAACUAAACCAGAAGUGUUUCAACAGCAAACAGGUAAACUCGAACAGCAGCAAGUUCAACCGCAAAAAAGUGCGGCAGAUAAACUAGCCUCGUACGAAAUCUCCAAGUUAAGAACUAUUGAUCCUGUCAAGCAACAAACUGUAAAAGAAGAAAUCUCAAACACGCCAACAGAAGUUCAAAAUGUAAGCGCUCCUCUAACAGGACCUUUGGUUAAGGAAGAGAGAAAUAGAUUUCAAUUCCCAGAGCCAAGGCUCGUUCAAGAUCUUCAAUUACGAAGGGCAAGUAUAUCGCCACCGGUCGGUGCCGAAUGUGUUCCGGCGAUUUCCGAUAUCGAGCCGACGACAAGAAGCAAUGCAGCCGAUACUGGUGGACUGUCUCCGAGCUCUGUGUCUGCCGCUGAGGUCCUCUCGCGAUUCCGAAGUUCUGCUGGACAGUUGAGAUUUUUUGAAAGUGAAGUGAAGGAAGAAGAAGUGGAAGAGAGGGAGCCAGAAUCAUCGCCUCAGGAAAUGGAUUUCUCAGCCUCAUCAACGCCCCAAGGAGAUGAAACUCGAUUCCUGUUCUACGAAAAUCCCGAUGAAAGUGAACAUUUAGAAAACUCGAGUGAAAAGUUGAGUCUGAAGAUGACUGGCGACCAGAAACCAAUGAGGUGUCGAGGGGAUCUUAGUGAACUUGUGCGAGCAGUGAUGAGCAAUGAGGAACAGUUUGGGAUAAAGAAUGAAUCGGAGGAUGAAAAUCCGGAGGGUGACUUCCCGCCUGAAUUGUAUAUAGAACCGCAGGAAAGUCUACUGAGUGAUGGCUGUGAUGCAGAGGAACUCUCCCCCCUGUCAGACAAUGACUGCUGGUGGUGGAUAAGCAGGUCCCCAUGUGUCCCCUCAGCAAGGCGGAUACCCCAGUAUCUGGAGGACAAGGAAAAUAUAUUCGCUGAAAUUAAAAGAAACGAAAUAAAUCGUCAGAGCAUAUGCGAUAACAUUAACAGGCUCCGUAAAGAGGCGAAGCGGGGGUUGACGAAAGCGACCAAAGAACGCUACGCCACUCUGGCCAAUCACAAGCCAUUACCGGACGCCGAAAGCGUUUUGAAUUCUGCGUGUACGAACAUCAAGGCCGCUACGGAAAUUGAUGGAUUGCAGGAGGCAUUGAGGGAUCAACUGUUGAGCAUACAGAGGACAUACAGGGAACGAAAUAAGGAACUGGCCCGACUCACGCCCAAGAGUAAAGACAAAAACGAGGACAGUCCAGUAAAACGCGGUCCAGGGAGGCCUCGGAAGCGAAAGAACUGUAGCAAUUCAAAAUCGACCAUGAACAAUGACCGCGAUGCCUCACCUGAUAAUUCGCUAUCCGCUGAUCAGAUCGAGACUAGAUCACCGUCUCCUGAAGCGACUCCAGCCGAGGAUCUUGUCGAGGAGGCUGAGGAGGAGAAAUGCGAGCCGAAGACCGCUGAGAUUUGUGAGGAUAAAGGCGAGGAAAAGGGUACAGAAAUGGUCACUGAGGGAGAACUAGAGGAGGAUGAAAAGCCCGAUCUCUCGGCUGCAAACAUUUGGCCGGACGUUCCCGAACCAACGUACGAAGCUGAAACCGAAGACGUCCCGGAGGAUAGCGAAAUUGUCACGAAGAAAAAGUUGAAGAAACGGAAGCGUGUCAUAUCGGACUCUGAUCCAGAAAUCUCGCCGCAAACAAAUGAAAAUAAUGAAAAACCCAAGAAAACAAAGAAAACGAAGAAAACAAGUAAAUCAAAGACGAGCGAUAGCGUUGGAGAGGGAAAGAAGAGAGUUAAACCAAAACAAAUUGACGAUGAUGUAUUCACUCCUGAGAAUGGAGAUCACGGGUUGGUACUGUUGGCAAAAUACUCCAUUGAGAUAAGUAAUACGCCUGAGGAUGGAAAGAUUUCACCUAAGAAAAGAAAACGUUCCGUGGCCUCAGAUGAGACAGCAGUUAAACAACGAACAAAGAAGCCAUCAAAGCUGAACUUAAAAAGCCCGCCGAAAGAUUCAAAUGAGCCGACUAUUGUCGAAACACCGACGAAAUUAGUGGAACAGCAGACGAAGGAACCCGAACAUGUCCCGAAGAAGGGACCGAUUGAAUAUAAUGAUAACUUAGAAAAAACAGUCAAGAGCAAAGCGAGUAGUCUUUGUCUUCCCACGAACGAUUUUCCACGACGAAGCGAGAGGAUAUUUCUCAGCAGUAGCUCAAGUCUAAACAGUCCCACAACAUUCGGAGGUUUUGACAUACCAACUGUCAAUAAAAAGAAAGCAAAGACUGUGUCAGGGAAGCUUGUGAGGAAAAAGGAGCAAGAUUAUCAGGAUCAGGAGACAUCCAUCGAGGAAAGCAAUGAGACGGAACUUGGCAGCGAAACAGCAAAAAAGAAGAAAAAGGUGAAGAUCAAGGACAAACAGGAUGACAAAAAGAAAAGAAAGUUGAAGGUGAAACGAAAAGGAUCUUUGUGCGAAGGCACGGACGAAGAAUACGAUGAUCAAACCUUUGUCGAGGAAAUCAAACAACUUCCAAAACGAAACAGACACGCGCCUCGACGAGCCACGGACGAAGAAUACGAUGACCAAACCUUUGUCGAGGAAAUCAAGCAACUACCAAAGCGAAACAGACACGCGCCUCGUCGAUAUAUCGAGUACGAUUCUAACGAAGAGAAAGUGUACGAUGAUACAUCUGUGAAUGAAAGAGAUGAGAAUGACGUAUCGGAGAGCGAGAAGAAUGGUGCUGAGUGUGACGCCAUUUCCGAGUCCAAUGACAUGGAACCCUCGGAACAUGAACCCUCGGAGAUUGAGAGCGAGACCGCAGACACCGUGGACAGCGCAGCGCAGGAGGAGGAAGAAGAGAAGAGGCUGGGAGCGAGUGUGGAAAAAGAGAAACACGAAAGUUCAGAUAAGAAAAAGAAUGACGUUAAUCUUGAAGAGAAGAAGACUUUUUGUGAGGAUGAGAUGGAACAUGAGGAUAAUUUGGAUGAUAAGAGGACGGUAGAGGAUAAGAAAGAGGGAAGCAAAGAACAUGACAAAGAUAAACCUCUGUAUCCCUGGAUGUUCUCAAUGUCUGAGUUGUGUAAAGGUCAGAAGAUGCUGUUACCUGUUGAGGGAGUCUAUUAUCCCGGAAGAAUUGAUGCCAUCCAUGUCCCAGACUUGUACGCGAUCAUUUUGGAAGGUGAACGAGGCAGGAGACCACAUUUUCGCUCGUCUGAACAGCUUUUAACAGAAGCGGUCAGAGAUAUUCAACCUGCUUCUCUUGAUGAUAUUCCCAUUGGUACGCGUGUUUGUGCGUAUUGGAGCCAGCAUUAUCAAUGGUUUUAUCCUGGUCUUGUUUCAGAAGUACCAGAAGACGAGAAACUCGGUCGUAAUAGCUGUUGGGUCGAGUUUGACGACGGCGAUAGUGGGGAGUUUCCUUUGCCUGAUGUCAGAAUGAUUCCACCUGAUUUCCCACAGGAAGGAACAGAUUGCGAAUCCAAUUCAGGGUUACCAGAACCCAGAGCGAAGAAAUCCGAACAAAGGACUGGGGAUGGAGGUCUUGAUGAUGACUUGGGCUCAGACUCCGGUGAUAGCACGGUCGAAAACGGACACGACCGAACCCGCGACAAAAGUCGGCGUGAAAAGAAAGAACACUCGAAGACCCGUGACGACGAGUGUGAGCGAUCAAAAACGACGAAGUACCGAACGUUUUCCGAAGAUUCGAAAACUUCGAGAUGUGAACGAAGUAAUUCGAAGAGGAAAGUUAAGCCCGAUUUGGGCAAGGACUAUACGAGAGAGGAGGGGAACACGAGGGACGAUGAGGGUGAAAUGGAGUGGAGCGCUGAUGCAUUUAGUGAUGAGGGACCUUUAAGGAGAAAACGAUUCUCAAAGUACAAUCCUGCUGACGUGAGCGGUGGCGAAGAACCAGAAGUGCUUGUGUAUCCUCCUGAUCGGAUCUGGCGCUGGGCUGGUAAACCUUGUCCUAACAGACGAAAGCGUGGGGGACGGAAAGUGUUUUACAAGUCUAUCUAUAGAGGAGACGAACAUAUCUCGGUUGGUGAGUGUGCAGUGUUUCUUUCAAGUCCAUCAAAAAACCCAAAUUUGCCGUACGUUGGAAAGAUCAUUAAAAUGUGGGAAAGAUUUAAUGGAAGUAAAGUUGUAAGAGUCAAGUGGUUUUAUCAUCCCGAGGAGACGAAGGCAGGACGACGGCCUUCCGAUGGCAAGAAUGGUUUGUAUCUUUCAUCUCACGUCGACGAAAACGACGUGCAGACAAUCGCUCAUAAAUGCGAUGUCCUGCAACUGAACGACUCGAGAAACAAUCGGAAUGCAAAGUCGUCGAACGAUUCCGACAGUGACGUCACAAACAAUAAUAUAUUCUGGUGCUUAGGCACCUACAAUCCUCUCACGGAAACCUUUCCUUCGGACAACGACUAGGAGUUGCGAUAUAAUAGUUUGGCAGACUAGGCACGAUGAUGGCGUGAAUAUGGGGUCCCACAAUCUCCGUUGGUUGAUGCGCAUGCGUAGAACCAUUACCCAGCUGACCUCUUAUAUAGUCAGCGACAUCAUACAUUCGCAAAAAAACCUAAACUUCUUCAUCUUGUGUAAAACCAACGAACGGAAACCACAGCGAGAUGAUAUAUCAUGAAGCAGUAUAAACGAAACCAAUAGUAACCUUGAUAUAACGUCUGAUUGAAAUUUUGGGUGUUUACGGAAGUUCCACAAAGUGGACAACAGUUUGCAUGCAUGAAUCUGCCUGUUUUCUCUAGCACUGAAGAAAAGAGUAUAAUUGACUGCCAAUCCCUAAAUUUAUUGUUGCGUUCAUGUUGCAAAUAUGCACGAAGUGUCCUGGGAUGGCAGCCUGUGUAUGUAUUUGUUCACUCAAGGACGUCAUACACUAGUGAAAUAUUCUCAGUGUUUCAGAAUGCCAUGCAGAAAUGUUUGUGUUGUUGUAAAAAGACUUGUUUAGUGUAGAUACCUAUGUAGCAAAGUUAUUUUAUGAAUGUAACAUAGACGAAAAAAUGAUCCUCAACACAAAAAAUAAACAAUAUUUUUAUACAAAAAUUAAAAGGCAUUUGUA
Messenger RNA from Dendronephthya gigantea, 8756 nucleotides. RefSeq lists its product as uncharacterized. The transcript is spliced from 21 exons. The record is from RefSeq and is a predicted model, not a curated record. The coding region runs from base 194 to 8113 and encodes 2639 amino acids. Gene Ontology annotation, molecular function: chromatin binding. Lineage: Eukaryota; Metazoa; Cnidaria; Anthozoa; Malacalcyonacea; Nephtheidae.